Molecule: messenger RNA, 567 nt
Organism: Photinus pyralis (common eastern firefly)
Lineage: Eukaryota; Metazoa; Arthropoda; Insecta; Coleoptera; Lampyridae
Exons: 2
Coding region: 55-471 (138 amino acids)
Source: RefSeq, a predicted model, not a curated record
UUUAUUUUCAGUAAGUUUCAGACAUUCUUCAAGUUGCAACGAGUGUGCUUCAAGAUGAAUUUAGAGCUGUAUUUGGUGGUUGGGAUUGCCACAGCGAUCGCCGGUGUGCCUGUGCCUGAAAAAGAAGAAGUAUCUCCCAAAGGAAGAAACUUGGUUAUAGUAGAACCAUUUUAUAACCAGUACGAGUUCAUGGAUGAUGAUCCCGAAGCGAUCGCCGGGUUUGAAGACGAAAACGAGAUUAUGUACCCCACUGGAAGCUUGGGCGAUCUUGAAGUGGCCGAAAGUAACAUUGUGUUUCGUCCAUUAUUUGCGUAUCGAAAACAGAUGGCGAAAAGGAGAAGGGUUUACACCCAGCCAUCCGUUGCAACCCUUCCAUCGCCUCUACCCUCAAGAAGAAAGUACGUCUUCAGAUACCCAGUGUUUAAAAGAAAUCCUCAGUAUGAACAUGUUCAGUACGAUUACGUGCCGUAAAGUGAGUUUUGGGGUUUUAACUUAAGUACUACAGUUUAUUUAUUUAAAAUGUAUUUAUUCUGCUAUUUUUAUUAAUAAACAGUUCCGUACAGUGGA